UGACUUUAGAUUUGAAAUCAUUGCCUUUUCCCUGGGUGCCGAUUACACGUUAGAACCGUAAAAUUUAUAAUUGUUAAAUUUCAGAUUUUUAAGAGAAAUAUAAAUAAAACACAAUGUCCGGAAAAGGCAAUAAAGCAUUUACAAAAGAAGAAGAACUGCUUUUACAGGACUUUAGUAGAAACGUAUCUACAAAAUCAUCAGCCUUAUUUUAUGGAAACGCUUUCAUCGUAUCCGCAAUUCCCAUCUGGCUUUUCUGGAGAGUACAUGCUAUGGAAGUAAACACAUCAUUAGCUUGGUUUGUGUUUGUGACUGCCCUAAGUACAUGGCUCCUUGCCCUCGCCUACCGCAACACGAAGUUCCAGCUAAAACACCGCGUAGCUGUCCGUAGAGAGGAUGCUGUUGCUCGUGAAAUGUCAAGGAAACUGGCUGAUGAUAAGAAAAUGAGCAGAAAAGAAAAGGAUGAAAGAAUUCUGUGGAAGAAGAAUGAGGUAGCUGAUUAUGAAGCCACAACUUUCUCAAUCUUCUACAACAAUGCUCUUUUCCUGACCAUUGUGAUCCUGAGCAGUUUCUAUUUACUGCGCUCCUUCACACCAACUGUCAAUUACAUUGUGUCUCUCUCAGCUGCAUCAGGACUUCUUGCUCUCCUCUCAACGGGAACAAAAUGAAUUUAAUAAAGACAUAGUGCAGUGUGAGUGAAGCGUGACUAAUAAUUUAAUAUUGUCAUCAAUUCAAAGGUCUAAGUUAUUAAGUGUUCUUUUGUUGCUGAAAUUAUUUAAGACAAUUUUUUUAAUAAAUAGUAAAAUAAAACAUUUUAAAUACAAAAUAAAUUUUAUUUACACCAUUAA
This is a messenger RNA of Colias croceus (clouded yellow), 845 nucleotides long. Its product is annotated as translocon-associated protein subunit gamma. Gene Ontology annotation, biological process: SRP-dependent cotranslational protein targeting to membrane. The transcript is spliced from 4 exons. The record is from RefSeq and is a predicted model, not a curated record. Gene Ontology annotation, cellular component: endoplasmic reticulum; membrane. The coding region runs from base 114 to 665 and encodes 183 amino acids. Lineage: Eukaryota; Metazoa; Arthropoda; Insecta; Lepidoptera; Pieridae.